AUGCCCAGGCCUAACCAGGGUGCUGAAGAGGCAGAUGCGAGCGGAAGUCCUUCGUAACCGAUCCUGAGCGGGUAGAAUCUAUUAGGGGGUUCUAGGUGCAUUGGGGUGACUGUCUGCUUUCACCAAGAUGACACUCCACACCACCCGGGCAGCUGCACUCCUCUCUUGGGUAAACAGUCUGCGUGUGGCUGACCUAGUGGAAGCCAUUCCACAGCUCCAGGACUGCAGUGUCUUCAUCAAGAUCAUUGACAGCAUCUGUGGCACUGAAGAGGGGCAGCAAAUCCUGCAGCAGCCGGUGCCAGAGAGAUGGGAUUUUGUGUGCGGUUUCCUACAGAAAAAUCGAAAACGUCCCUCUUCCCCAGAAUGCCUUGUAUCCAUGCAGAAUGCGAUGGAGGGGUCAGAACUGGAACUGGCCAAGAUAAUCAUGCUGCUCUUAUACCACUCUUCCAUGAGCUCCCUAAACCUCCGGGACUGGGAACAGUUUGAUUAUAGGGUUCAGGCCGAGUUAGCCGUCAUCCUUAAGUUUAUGCUGGACCAUGAGGAUGGGCUGAACCUGACUGAGGACCUAGAGAUCUUCUUGCAGAAAGUGUCUGUCUCUUCCACCUGUUCCAGUACCUUCUCUGAAGACCUGUCCCCACCCAGCCACCAGGCCAAGAGGGAGGUUCACUUCCUAGAGCUACAGAAGGUUGCUUCCUCUUCCAGUGGGAACAACUUCCUCUCAGGUUCUCCAGCUUCUCCCAUGGAUGACAUCCUGCAGACCCCACAGUUCCAGAUGAGACGACUGAAGAAGCAGCUUGCAGAUGAGAGAAACAAGAGAGAUGAGCUGGAGCUGGAGCUGGCCGAGCACCGCAAGCUCCUUACCGAGAAGGAUGCCCAGAUAUCCAUGAUGCAGCAGCGCAUUGACCGCCUUGCUCUGCUGAACGAGAAGCAAGCAGCCAGCCCUCUGGAGCCCAGGGAGCUUGAGGAGCUUCGAGGCAAGAAUGAGUGCCUCACUUUUCGGCUACAUGAGACUCUGAAGCAGUGCCAGGACUUGAAGACGGAGAAGGGCCAGAUGGACCGCAAGAUUAACCAGCUUUCUGAGGAGAAUGGGGACCUGUCCUUUAAGUUGCAGGAGUUUGCCAGUAACCUGCAACAACUCCAGGGUGCCCUCAAUGAACUGACCAAGGAGCACAGCAAGGCCACUCAGGAGUGGGUGGAGAAGCAGGCCCAUCUGGAGAAGGAGCUCAGCACAGCCCUGCAGGACAAGAAAUUCCUUGAAGAGAAGAAUGAAAUUCUUCAGGGAAAACUUUCACAGCUGGAAGAACGUUUGGCCCAGCUGCCAGAGAGCCCACGCCAGGAGAACGGCGAGGUGCUAGGUGAUAAUGCCCAGGUAGAAGAGCUGAGUAAGAAGCUGGCUGACUGUGACCAAGCCAGCAAGGUGCAGCAACAAAAGCUGAAGGCUUUCCAGGCCCAGGGGGUUGAGAGCCAGCAGGAGGCACAGCGCCUCCAGACCCAGCUGAAUGAGCUGCAGGCGCAGUUGAGCCAGAAGGAGCAGGCAGCUGAGCACUACAAGCUGAAGAUGGAGAGCAAGACCCAUUAUGAUGCCAAAAACCAGCAGAACCAAGAGUUACAGGAGCAGCUGCAGGCCCUCAAGCAGCUGCAGAAGGAGAACAAGGAGCUGUGGGCUGAAGCUGAACGGCUGGGCCAGGACCUGCAGCAGGCUGGGCUGAAGACCAAGGAGGCUGAGCAGACCUGCCGCCAUCUCACUGCCCAGGUUCGCAGCCUGGAGGCACGGGUUGCCCAUGCAGACCAGCAGCUUGGAGAGCUGGGUAAAUUCCAGGUGGCGUUGGAUGCCUUAAAGAGCCGCGAACCCCAGGCUAAACCUCAGCUGGACUUGAGUAUCGACAGCCUUGAUCUGAGCUGCGAGGAGGGGACCCCACUCAGUAUCACCAGCAAGCUGCCUCGUACCCAGCCAGAUGGCACCAGUGUCCCCGGAGAGCCAGCCUCACCCAUCUCCCAGCACCUGCCCCCCAAGAUAGAAUCCUUGGAGAGUUUCUACUUCACCCCCAUCCCUGCUCGGGGCCCGGCUCCCCUGGAGAGCAGUCUGGACUCCCUGGGGGAACCCUUCCUGGACUCAGGCUGAAAGACGUGCUCUGCUGGAAGGUGUACCACGCAAAUCAUCAACAUCACCAUGACCAAGAAGCUAGAUGUGGAGGAACCAGAGAGCGCCAGUUCAUCUUUCUAUAGCACUCGGUCUGCCCCUGCUUCUCAGGCCGGGCUGCGAGCCACUUCCUCUACCCAGUCUCUAGCCCGCCUGGGCUCUCCAGAUGAUGGCAACUCGGCUCUGCUCAGCUUGCCCGGCUAUCGGCCCACCACUCGGAGCUCUACUCACCGCUCCCAGGCGGAGAUGUCCAGUGGAGCCCCACCAGGAAGGAACAGCUUCUACAUGGGCACUUGCCAGGAUGAGCCUGAGCAGCUGGACGACUGGAACCGGAUUGCAGAGCUGCAGCAGCGCAACCGAGUAUGCCCCCCGCACUUGAAGACAUGCUAUCCCCUGGAGUCCAGCCCCUCCCUUGGCCUGGCCACCAUCACAGACGAGGAGAUGAAAACCGGAGACCCUCAGGAGACUCUGCACCAAGCCAGCAUGCGGCCAGGCCAGAUUGCUGAGGGUGCUGGUAUCACUACCCGGCAGCAGCGUAAACGGCUGUCGUCAGAGACCCACCAGGGUCCUGGCACCCCCGAGUCUAAGAAGGCCACCAGCUGUUUCCCACGCCCUAUAACUCCCGGGGACCAACAUGAAGGGUGCAAACAGAGCACUACUGAGACCCAGAAGAAAGCAGUUCCAGCCGUUAAGCAGGCUGAUCGGCGCCAGUCAAUGGCUUUCAGCAUCCUCAACACACCUAAGAAGCUGGGGAGUAGUCUUCUUCGGCGAGGGGUCUCAGAGAAGGCCCCAGCCAAAGCCUCCCCCAACCGCUCUCCACGCAUUGCUACCUCCACAGCCAGUGCCGCCACCGCCACUCCUCAGGCCAGGGUCAAGGCAAAGCACUAA
Messenger RNA from Heterocephalus glaber (naked mole-rat), 3028 nucleotides. RefSeq names its product nuclear mitotic apparatus protein 1-like. Gene Ontology annotation, cellular component: spindle pole; spindle microtubule; centrosome. Gene Ontology annotation, molecular function: microtubule binding. NCBI's taxonomy places the organism in Eukaryota, Metazoa, Chordata, Mammalia, Rodentia, Bathyergidae. Gene Ontology annotation, biological process: establishment of mitotic spindle orientation. The record is from RefSeq and is a predicted model, not a curated record.